Durusdinium trenchii is the source of this 354-nucleotide messenger RNA. The record is from the annotation of a GenBank genome assembly. Lineage: Eukaryota; Dinophyceae; Suessiales; Symbiodiniaceae.
AUGAUUUCUUGCUUUGGGUUCGUGCAGAGCCUGCCGAUGCUCAAAAGCACACCUCAUUUCGUUGCGCACCGGUGCCGGUGGCGAGGCCUACUGGGCUCGGUCUUGACGGACCUGGGCAUCGUGAACUCCCUGGGCGGUGCCACGCUGGGCUCCCUCAUCGAGCUCAUCUUCCCAGGCUUGAUGAUCAUGUGGACCUUCUCAGCGAGUCAGAGCAAGGAGACGGACGUGACGGAGGUCUUCGGCCGCUUCGAGGGGCGCCACGGCGCGCGGCUGCUCACCGGCCUGGGGGUGGCCUUGCUCUGCUUCGGCACCAGCAUCGUGCUGGCGGUGAAGGUCUUCAAGAUGGACUUGUGA